This is a messenger RNA of Besnoitia besnoiti, 681 nucleotides long. Its product is annotated as RNA recognition motif-containing protein. Lineage: Eukaryota; Apicomplexa; Conoidasida; Eucoccidiorida; Sarcocystidae. The transcript has a single exon. The coding region runs from base 1 to 681 and encodes 226 amino acids. The record is from RefSeq and is a predicted model, not a curated record.
AUGUUCCUCGGUGGAACAGCCGGAUGGGGAACCGCAGACUGCAACAGCUAUGUUGCGGGGCUCGAGGCCUGGGGAGAAACACCUGCGUCAACAGUCGCCCAACAGUACUACAACACGGGGACUCUGGUCGGCGCCAUGGGAUGCCAGGGCGAUUCUCUGGGAUGUGUGAGGGCUUCAGGAGAGCCUGGCCCUGUUAUGAGAGCUCCAGGACAAUUAGUACCAGGUGGUCUUUCCUCGGAUCCGACUUCGGACAUAGCUUGUGCUGCGCAGGAAGCCGCCGAGAAAGGGCGGCGCGAACAUGCCAAACGAAAAGGCUUGAUUGCUGCGUCGGACGCCGAGCUCUCAGGUGGGAUUUUCCAUGACGUUGAUCCAGCCAUGGUUCCUGCAGACAUGCUUCCGGUGCCGAUGAUGGCUGACCAGGCUAUUCUCACGAAAGGCACCCUCGAGAGACACACAUUCCUCGCCAUUGGACCUCUAGCCGGAUGCACGCUGAGGCUGCGCGGUCCCGGUGACGAUGACGGCUUUAUCGACGUAGAAGACGAAGUGGAAGGGUGCGAGGCGCUGAUGCAGACGGACCAAGAGAGGCUUGUUGCCGCUAAGCAGAAAGCUAAAGCCCAGCUGCACGAGGAAGACCAGGAAAUGCUAUACUUCACACCUUAUGUCGGCAACCUGCCCAUCUAA